This is a messenger RNA of Drosophila ficusphila, 1720 nucleotides long. RefSeq lists its product as uncharacterized. The record is from RefSeq and is a predicted model, not a curated record. Bases 1 to 1593 code for a protein of 530 amino acids. The transcript has 2 exons. Lineage: Eukaryota; Metazoa; Arthropoda; Insecta; Diptera; Drosophilidae.
AUGUUCAAGUCCAAGUCCUUCGAUUUGGUGAACGAGGAAAGGACAAAGAAACCGGAGCGGCUGUAUCAGCCACGUCGAAUGCGAUGGCUAAAAUACAUCAUCCUUCCGGCCGUUUUUUCUUUUGCGCUUCUGCUGAUCCUGGUAAACGUUGAUUUCUCGGACAACGAUGACAAAAUAACCUCGGCAGUAACCAAUGAGGAAAGUGAACUCCAGUCGCUUGACAUCAACGCAAUAUCCCAAGAAAUCUGCGACACAUCGCUCCUUAUAUCUAAUACCGAAUUUAAAAACAACACUUUGGAAAGGAGUGUUUUCUUCGAAAGUUGUGAACUGCAAAGCUUGACAAUCGAAAAAUGCUCUAUAGCUUAUAUAGCCGAUGGAACUUUUGACCAAAACAGCACCCACAACUUGCUAAGCUUACAACUUAUCAAUGUGGAACUGGAAAAUCUAACAGAAGCAGCCUUACAAGGACUUCAAACACUUCAGAACUUUACCCUUGUUAAUGAUAACAACUCUUUCAGGCCCUUUGGAUUUCUUUCUUCAGUGGCUUAUACCUUAAUCAACGCCAGGAUACAUCAACGGAACUCCUCAGAAACAUAUGCUAUUAGUGACUUCUUGGGUUCCGGAAACUUUACCCAAUUGAUAUAUUUAGAUUUGAGUGAAACCAACUUGGGAGGGACACUUAGUGAUACCAACUUUGAAAAUCUUCCUGCCUUGGAGAAACUGGUUCUUGAAGGCUGUGGCCUAAUCGAAAUCAAAUGGGAUUUUCUACCGAUCAGGCUUCAAAUGUCCCGUCAAUCAGAUUUAAGGGAAACGGAAGCUUCCACUGUCCAGAUUGCAAAACACUUAGAUCCAGAAUUACAGGGAUCUUCUGCAACAACAUCAACAACUGAAUUUAUGCAACCAUCCACUGAAGAAACAACAAUUGGGCCAACAAGUCCACCACCCCCGACUUGUGAUAGGGAAUCUUGCGAAGAACUCGUGUGCAAUCGGUUUUCAUCCAACCUGACAAAUGGAACUGUGAAUCAGGAGGAAUGCAAUGACAAUAUUUUAGUGGAGAUCUGCGAAUCGGAGUGCAUUACGCCCACUUAUUUCUGCGUAGUUUUGGGGGAAAACUUCACUUCCUCGUUUAACUGCUGUUCCCAUAAGACCAUGAGGUGUGUGGUCUCGGCAAAAGCGACCUGGUUCGAGGACCACAGUGGACUGGUCAUUGGAUUGGGAGUGGGUCUCCUUUUGGUGGGCAGCCUCCUCGGGAUGAUUAUUGUUUACGGAACACUGCGAUUGAAGCCCUCCCUGAUAAAAGGGGCAAAGCGACGGGAGUCGAACGCGGCUGUCCUGAUUCCCAGAAAAUUUGAGAAGGACGUGUACGAAAAUGUAGGGGGUCCGAUUUCCACUCUAGACAACAAUGAAUACGUGACCGCCUAUCACCGAUACCUCGAGCAAGCGAAUCACCGCUUCACGGAGUCCAUUAAGUACAUCUAUCCACCGAGGGACAGGGCUCCAUCCGUCCCGCCGUCCUCUGAUUAUCCUCUACCCCUUCCGGCAAGAAACAACUACAUUUACGAGAGCUGCGAGCUUUACGAGGAACUUCCGUAGGAUAUCUGGUGCCUUAAUGAACUAUCUGUUUCAGUUAUGACCCAACCUACUGCUACCUGAGUUCAUUUAGGUCACUAAUUUUGAGUACAAUACAAACAUUUUCUUGCCAACUCUAAAUCUACUAUUU